UACUAGCUUUUACUUAGCCGGCUAAAGCUGCUUUUCUGAAUACAUAUUGGCCAAUCGAAUGGCCAUAUUCAUGCUAAAGCUAAUUAAACAAGCACAGUUUCACUGGAAUCGAUGUUCCUGCCGAUACGGUCAACAUCUGAAUUGUACUAGACAAAGAAGCUGCAACGUAGCUAAGGGGAAGGUUUCACUAGCUUGCUAAUAUGAUUGAACUGUUCAGAGCGGCAACUGUUUCGCUGUGUGAUUAGCCAACUAGCCUCGUAACUAUGAUCAGAAGAUAUCUCUAGCCAGUGACCAAGAUAUACGUUGUUUUUCACAAACGAUCUUACCUAGCAAGCAAGGUCAUCAGGAGGUUGGCAGCUGUAUUUAUGCAACAAUGAAGAUGUUUUCCGUCUCCCACAAGACGGCCUUUGUGGUGGACCACUGUCCCUACAUGGCCGAGUCGUGCCGGCAACAGGUAGAGUUCGACAUGCUGACCAAGAACCGCGCGCAAGGGGUGAUCCCGCUGGCACCCGUCUCCAAGUCACUGUGGACCUGCGCCGUGGAGUGUUCCAUGGAGUACUGCCGAAUACUUUACGACAUUUAUCCAACAAAAAAGUUGGUAAACUACAUUGUGAGUGAUUCAGAGUUCCACAUUCUCAACAGCUGGAACCAGGAGGAUCAGAACACCCAAGAGUUGAUGGCUGCGCUGGCAGCUGUAGGGCCACCUAACCCCCGUGAGGACCCAGAGUGUUGUAGCAUCCUGCAUGGAUUAGUGGCGGCAGUGGAGGCCCUCUGCAAGAUCACAGAGUAUCAGCACAAGGCGCGCACUGCGCUCAUGGACACAGCAGACCGCGUCUGCAACAGAGGCCGGAUCAUCUGCCUCACCAACGCCAAGAGUGACACUCAUGUCCGAAUGCUGGAGGACUGCGUCCAGGAGACCAUCCAGGAGCAGAAUAAGCUGGCAGCCGGCUCAGACCGACUCAUGCAGAUUCAGCAGUGUGAGCUGGUUCUGAUCCACACCUAUCCGUUAGGCGAGGACACCCUGGUCUCCGACCGGCCCAAGAAAGAGAUCUCCUCUGUCCUCACCAGCGAGGUGCACAGCGUGCGAGCCGGCCGGCACCUUGCCUCCAAGCUGAACAUCUUGGUGCAGCAGCACUUUGACCUGGCCUCCACCACCAUCACCAACAUCCCCAUGAAGGAAGAGCAGCACGCAAACACGUCAGCCAAUUACGACGUCGAGCUGCUCCAUCACAGGGAUGCCCACAUGGAGUUUAUCAAGAGCGGUGACUUGCACCCGGCCGGCAGCACGAGCCGGGACAGCGGCCUGAAAGAGACGGUGACGCUGAAAUGGUGCACCCCUCGCACCAACAGCGUGGAGCUUCACUUCUGCACUGGAGCCUAUCGGAUUUCACCAGUAGACGUGAACAGCCGGCCCUCCUCUUGUCUGACAAACUUUCUUUUGAACGGUCGCUCCGUGCUGCUCGAGCAGCCACGGAAGUCGGGGUCGAAGGUCAUCAGUCACAUGCUCAGCAGCCAUGGUGGAGAGAUCUUCCUGCACGUGCUCAACAGCACCCGCUCCACCCUGGAGGACCCGCCCUCCAUCAGCGAGGGGUGCGGGGGUAGGGUGACGGACUACCGCAUCACUGACUUUGGGGAGUUGAUGCGGGAGAACCGGCUGACGCCCUUCCCAGAGUCCCAGAGCUCAGGGUCCUCUGGGAAGCUCCCUUCGGAGAGAGCCAAGGACCAGCUGGAGCGUCACACUCGCUACUGGCCCAUGAUCAUCUCCCAGACCACCAUCUUCAACAUGCAGGCUGUGGUGCCGCUGGCCAAUCUGAUCGUGAAGGAGAGUCUGAGCGAGGAGGACGUGCUCACCUGCCAGAAGACCAUCUACAACCUGGUGGACAUGGAGAGAAAGAACGAGCCCCUUCCCAUCUCCACCGUGGGCACCAGAGGCAAGGGGCCUAAAAGGGACGAGCAGUACCGCACCAUGUGGAACGAGCUGGAGACGCUGGUGCGGACCCACGUGAGCAGCAGCGAGCGGCACGUGCGCGUGCUGGAGUGCAUCACCGCCUGCCGCAGCCGCCCGCCCGAGGAGGAGGAGCGCAAGAAGAGGGGGAGGAAGAGGGAGGACAAGGAGGACAAGGCCGAGAGGAACGGCAAGGACUCCGAGGCCGACAAGAGCUGGCAGGAGACGGAGAGACUAAAGGGUGCACUAGAGCGUGAGAAGGAGGAGCUUGCAGAGUCUGAGGUCAUAAAGGACUCCCCCGACUCUCCGGAGCCACUCAAUAAGAAGCCCCGCCUGGCAGUGGACGAGAUUCAGAUGCCUGAGAAAGCCAAAGGUCCAGUUUCACUGCUCACAUUGUGGACCAACAGGAUCAACACAGCCAACUCCAGGAAGCACCAGGAGUUUGCAGGACGAAUUAACUCUGUCAACAACAAAGCUGAACUGUACCAGCACCUCAAAGAAGAAAAUGGAAUGGACGUGCACGAGAACGGGAAGGCCAACAGAUGAUGCAGAUAUCCUGGGACACGCCAUCUUUCGUUGGAAAAACCGUUGAAAAAAGGGCCUCAUUGUAAUUGUACAGGAAACUAUUUUACAGUGAAAUGUCAAGUAUGAAUUGAGCGUGGCUGGACACUUGAUCCUUCUUUUUACCCUGUACUAUACAGAGAUUGAGUGUUUUCGGUAAGAUGAAAUGAUAGCUUUUUAAAGUUUUUUUUACACACGUGUGUUUAUACCGAUGCUUUCUGAGAUCUGUGGGAUGAAAUAAACAG
Molecule: messenger RNA, 2751 nt
Organism: Megalops cyprinoides (Indo-Pacific tarpon)
Lineage: Eukaryota; Metazoa; Chordata; Actinopteri; Elopiformes; Megalopidae
Gene: ints13
Product: integrator complex subunit 13
Exons: 17
Coding region: 374-2491 (705 amino acids)
Biological process (GO): regulation of mitotic cell cycle; centrosome localization
Cellular component (GO): integrator complex
Source: RefSeq, a predicted model, not a curated record